AGGUUUUUUCUCUCAAUUUAGGAUGGCCGGCGCAUGGAGAAACAAAUAAGAGAGAAGUUUGAUUGUAGUGUGGCCAAAGUGUUACCAGCAUUAAAGAGGGCACCACUCCUUAACCCUUACUUCACUACAUCAGAUGACAGGAUUAUUGAGUAUGAUGUUGACAAGCUUGUGUGUGAAGAACGUACAGAUUUUCAGAAGGUAGAGAUCUACCAUACCAAGAGCUUUGGUAACAUGCUGGUCCUGGACGACCUUCAGAAUCUUGCGGAGAGUGACCUGCCUUACACUCACGGCCUUAUGAACAAAGGAAAUGAGAAAUAUGAAGAAAAAGAAAUACUUAUUCUGGGUGGAGGAGAUGGAGCCCUACUCUGGGAGUUACUUAAGAAAGCCAAAAUUUGUGACCAUGAUUGA
Messenger RNA from Homarus americanus (American lobster), 408 nucleotides. It is a transcript of the gene Sms, whose product is annotated as spermine synthase-like. Gene Ontology annotation, molecular function: spermine synthase activity. The transcript is spliced from 3 exons. Gene Ontology annotation, biological process: spermine biosynthetic process. Bases 34 to 408 code for a protein of 124 amino acids. Lineage: Eukaryota; Metazoa; Arthropoda; Malacostraca; Decapoda; Nephropidae. The record is from RefSeq and is a predicted model, not a curated record.